Molecule: messenger RNA, 6175 nt
Organism: Mytilus californianus (California mussel)
Lineage: Eukaryota; Metazoa; Mollusca; Bivalvia; Mytilida; Mytilidae
Product: VWFA and cache domain-containing protein 1-like
Exons: 23
Coding region: 164-3577 (1137 amino acids)
Cellular component (GO): voltage-gated calcium channel complex
Molecular function (GO): voltage-gated calcium channel activity
Source: RefSeq, a predicted model, not a curated record
UACGUAAAACUACAAAUUCUAAUUUCUAAAGAAAAGGAAUUAUUUUUGAAGAAUCGAGGUGAAAAUAUUUCUGAUGAUACUGAAUUUAACAAUAUUUUGUUUGCAUGACAGAUUCACAUAACAUGAAGACAAUACGCAAAUUGGUUUCUACGUUGGCGUAAAAAUGAAGUUUUUAGUGUUGAUAACUUUCCUUCACGCCGCCAUUAGUGUAGAUGAAAUUUUAAAUGGACAACAGUUAUCAGACAGAUUAAAAGAGAUAAAGAAAGGAGUUGGAGUAGAUCAUAUGCAGGAAGUAUACAAUAACAUAACUUUUAACCCGAAGUCAGACGACGGCAAUGUAUUACUUCAAAAAAUACGAUCAAAUAUAUCUUCGAGUUUGAGCGAACUGAAAAAAAGCUUGGACAUUGUCGCUAAAAAGGUCCGUGAAGAGGAAGCUGCGUUCUCCAAUACAUCGUCUCUGCCUCAAUGUUGUCGGAGCAGUGCUUCCUAUCAAUAUGAUCCAAAGUUCAGAAAGAAGGUAGAUUUUAAUACAGCAUGCGUUGUAAAGUCUUCCUUAGCUGGAAAUGAGGCAUUAUAUCCUCCAGUCCAAAUCGGUGUGACUAUGAAAAACAAAUACGAAAAUAACACAAAUAUUUUAUGGCAACACUACAGUACCAUUGAGGGAACUUCAAUAAUAUACCCCGCAACAAACUGGACCAAUUGUAGAGAUUUUGAUCCCAGAUUGAGGCCUGAAUUCUCCGCAACAGCAUCACCGAGACCUAAAGACAUUGUAAUAGUAAUUGCCUCAACAAAGUCUAUGGAUGCACCAUCGGGUGUUCUAAACAAAGAGAAGCUAACUGUUGCCAAAGAAGCUGCACGUUCAGUCAUAAAUACACUAAAUCCUAAUGAUCGGGUUUCUGCUAUCUCCUUCAAUUCGGACGUCAAGAGUAAAGAUGGUUGCUAUAGUGAUACUUUGGCUUUCGCAACAAAACAAAACAAAAAGACAGUUAAGGAGUUCGUUGGUUUUGAUCCAGAUUCUCAAAUAAAUUAUCAGAAUUUUGAAAAGGCACUAGUGGCGGCUUUUUCAUAUUUUAAAUCUUCAGACAACGACAGUGUCUCAGAAAGAGAUCAGUUAAUUUUAUUCAUUACUGAUGGUAAAAAGACACUCGGCAGGGAUCCAGUGGAAGUCAUUAGAGAUGAAAAUAUGCAACUACAAAAUAGAGUUGUUGUGUUUACCUAUCUUCUUGGUCCAGGGUCAUCAGAUAUUGCAAAGAAUCAGUUACGUGAAAUGGCUCAACAAAUAAAGUCAAAUACGUCAUAUGGAGCUUUUCGGAAUGGACAAUAUUUAUAUUCUGAAAGUCUGAAAACUCUUGUUAUUGACAUGUCCACAUUUUACCUUCAUCUUCGAAAACCUUCAGCUGAUCCUAUAUACACCGUCCCAUAUGUAGAUCCUUUCUCCGAAAUAGGUUUAAUGACGUCGAUGUGUCGACAAGUCAACAUUACCAACGGAUUUAACGGUGUUGCAUGUACAGAUGUUAAAGUUAGUGAACUGUUGAAGGAUGUUGAAUAUUUCGAGGAAGGAAAUUCAUCAUAUGCUUUCAUGAUUGACAGAACAGGUCGGACAAUUGUUCAUCCUUUACUCCCUGAUCCUACUUAUUUGAGAACUGACCCUGUUUUGGUUGACAUCACAACAUUGGAGAGGUCUCCUGGGUCUGGCAGUAUAAUGUCUGAUUUAAAAAGCGGAAUGUCUGGUAAUAAGACUCUACCUUCAGUAUAUUUUACAAUUCCACGUGGUAAUUUGAUAAAUGAUGGAACUAGUAUAAGGAUCGUAAGUGCAACGUUCUUUUGGAGUUCGGUAGAAAAUACAGACUUCUCCAUUUGCAUUGUAUUAGGAAAUGAAAAAUAUUCGGCAAUUUCUGAAUAUAAGUUCCCAAUAAUUACUGGAGACUUGGAGAAAGUGUUCAUGUACCACAACAGAAACCUUUCAGAUGACAGUUACCCUGACUGUAGGUUCAAUGCUAGGAGGGUAACAUUAGAAAGAACCAGCAUUAAGUUUUCACCAUCUGUAUUCCUAAGUCCUUUCCAAUACACGGAUAAAGAUCAAACAGCUGAAGAUGUUUCAAAAUAUAAACGAUAUUUUACCACAGAAUCGGAUGAAAAUCCGGGAUUUAAGAAUUCAGUUAGACCAGAUGUAUGGGCCACAUAUGAACUAGAAAAAUUCUGGAAACGCACCAAAUCGUCGCAUCUUGCAUGGAGAUAUGUAGGAACUAUAUCUGGUGUCAUGCGUGCAUAUCCUGGUGUUUUAUUGGAAAAAACAUAUGAUCACAAAAAACGAGCUUGGUUUAGACAAACCGUUGCACAUCCCGAAACAAUGUUUGUAACACCACCAUAUGAUGACGCUUGGGGGUCUGGAAUAUUGAUUUCCCUAGAACAUACAAUAUACAAAAGAAAUUCAAAACAAGUAACAGCUGUCGUUGGAACAGAUUUCCCACUGCAAUAUUUCAGCUGGUUCAUUGACCAGGUAUACCCAUCUUGUUCCUUGCCAGAGUACAGGUGUAUCAUUAUUGAAGACAGUGGAUUUAUAGUGAUGCACCCAACAUUUAAGGAGAGCUCAAAUAAAACAAAGUUCGAGAAGUUUAAUCAUAUAACAGUUGAGGAACCUAAUCUAGCUGCUGAAUUGGAAAAAGAACUAAUACUGAAUGAACAAGAAUGUCAGGACAUAGCAGAAAAAAAAGAAAGGCGUUCUUUUCGGGUGACUUUGCCAAAUAGAAGUGGACUAGGCUUUGCAGAUACAAAUGACAAGUUUGAAAUAAGACCUAUUCCAGAAACAAAUAUUUUUAUCAUAAGACACAAAAAUCCAUCCUCAUUAUCAACAACUGGUUGUGUUUGUGAUAAAAAUAUAAAACCAAAUUUAAGAACCUGUAAACCAUGCGAAGAUUGUCUCUGUUUUAAUUCCAUAACAUAUCAUUUUUGUUUAAACAUUUACAACAUCCAUUCCAGCAAUCCUUGCAGUGCAUCUGUCCCUGAUACUUCCGGUACGAGUUCACGGGACAACGUUACAGGGUUACAAACGUGUUUUAACCCAAACUGUCAUGAAAAAGACACUAAAACAAAAUGUUUCAGUGAAGCCGAGUGUGGAUGGUGUGAGUUUACCGAUGAAGAAAAUGAAUUGACCCCCAAUUGUUGCAGACUUAAAGAAGAUUGUUCUUUUGGGAAAACAAAAUCCACAAACAGAGACACAUGUGCAGUACCUCAUUCACCUGGGUCAAAAAACAAUCCAUCAGAUUCCUCAUCAACAGACACAACAGCACCGAUUGUCGGUGGAUUAGCUGCAUUAGCUGCUAUAAUAGUUACUUUGGCUUCAAUUGGUGCUGUUUAUUGCAUCAGACGACAUAAACUGUGUGAUGCUCGAUAUAAAGACAGUGAUCCAUACAUUGAUGCAUGCCAUGUGGACGAAGGGACAGGUUCGGGGGAGUUUGAAAACGACGGUAUGUCCUUCUCAGGUAGUAGCGAAUCUUCACACUACAUGACAGCAAAUCCUUAUCAACAUCCAGUACCCGAAAACAACUAUACGGAUACAACAUUUAACCACGUGUGAUCAUACAAUAAGUUGUCUACCUUUGAUAUAGAGGAUUUGUUUUUGUGAUUAUGCGAAGCUAUCACACUCAUGACAUAGAUUAAUACUUUACUUGUAUUUUUGUGAGAAAGAAAGUUGUUCCUAUUUAUUCACUACUCGCGAACAUGACUUUUGAUUACAUUUUUUUUUAACUUUUUUCUUUUUAGUCACUGUUAAUAACGAAUUUUAUACAAUCGAAUCAGUAAACAUGCCCUAUCAGAUGUGUUGUGCUAAUAAACAAAGAAACAUUGAUACUAAAUACACAUACUAGAUAGUAUACUCCAAAAUACAGUUCAUCUUUUUUGUUAGAUAUUCUAUAUAGAACUUUGUUAAGCAGGUUAAGCAAUACAAUCAUUGUGAUGUAGGCUUCUAAAAUAUUAUUUGGAAUGCAUUAUAUUUCGAAAUUGUUAAAUAGACGAAACUAUUUACUCUGAACCAAUGAGUCGUCGAGACCCUGUUGUUUAUGAAAAUAAAUAACAGAAAGGUCGAAAAAAAAAGACAUAAGAGUGUUAUAUUUGAUCAGUUAAUGUUACGCAUAUAGCGAAAGUAAGGCAUUUACUUUAAAGCAUACUGAUGUUAAAUAUUAUAUAGAUGCCAUAAACCUUUUUCCCUGUUAAUCAAAACAUCAAAUAGUUUACACACAUAAAUUACUAUUCUUCAUCCUCACUAUUACCAUAAUCGUAUUUAAAUAGAUUUAGCAGCAGGAUUUUCUUUUUAAGAUUUGUUUUGUUUAGGGUUUUUUCGAGUUUUACAUAGACAAUCAGGAGUUAAUGAUGUGGUAAAACAAAACCAUAUGAAACAAAUUAAAGUGUGUAUUUCUCACCUUUUUGAGUAACUUUCGUAAAGGGCACUACAAACAAAACGUAGAUUGUUGAUGAGGAUACGCAUCCCGACAGCAUUGUAUAUCUGCUUCUAUGUCGCUAAUGACAUUGCUCGAAAAUCAUUCAGAGUCUUGUAUGUAAAGUUAAACUACCAUUCUAAUGCAACAUCGUUUGUAACGUUCAUUUUGACUGGAUAACGUCACCAAUAUUCAUGGCAUCAAUUCACAAAUGAUGGUAUGAAAACGUACGCGCAAGCGCAGACAACGUAUGACAGAUUUUAAAUGCAUGCUUUGACGUUGUUUUCUGUCAGUUUCAUUAGAAUGGAGAUAACAAUAUUAUAUUUUAAGCUCCGACGGCUUCAAUUGGUGAUUUGAUGGUCGCAAAUACCCGUUUACUGGCUCCGCUAACGCGUCGGCAGUAAACUUACAUUGAUGCCGUCAAAGUUUAAAAUAAAAUACAGUUAUCUCCUAAUUGACUUACGUUGUUUUGUUAGCAAUAGCAUGUAACUCAUGUAAUUUGUACCAAUAAAUCUUUUUUAUUAGCAUGAAUAUAUAUCUUGUGCGUGACAUAUUUUGAUAGGGAAAUUUACAUUUAAGUUUAGAAAAUUAGCAUUGCUUUUUCCUAAUGGACAUCGGGUAGCAUUGCUUCUUAUAUUUCCAACAACAUUUUUUAAUUUUAAAACUUAUAACGGUUUGAUCUUUAAAACGUACUGGAUUUAAAGCAUAAUUAUCUCAUUUGAUGUAAUGUAAAAUAUAUUUUUUAAUGUGCCAUGUUAAGUUCAUUUAUACAUUGUAGUUGACAUUAACACUUGAAAUGUAAUAUUUUCAGGAAAAACUUGGUGUUUAUGCAGUUAGUAUUGUCGUUCUUUAGAAUUAUGUCAACAUACAUUCUAGGUUUAAAAUAUGUUAACCGUAUAUUUUAUAAACUGCAUUUUAACAAAACAAUUACAAUCAAUCUAUAGAUUAAUAGCUAUAACAAUAUUUCUGUCGAUAAUGUUAAUUUUAUUUUUAUUACUUUUAUGGACAAUUACGUGUAUGGCAAAAUAAAUCAAUUUAUCCUCCAAUUAGUCACCUAUUGUACAAAUAAGAGGUACACAAAUACAUUUAUGCUUGUAUAAAUAAACUCUCCUGCUACACCGCUUCAAUGUAAUUGUUGAGCAAGUCGUCAUGUGAAUAUUUCUGUUUGUGAAACAGUUCAUUUUGGGUCCCAUUCGCGGUACGCGUUUAAAAUAUGUCGAUUUCUUUAAAAUAAUUGGAGACUUUUUGGAUUUAAACAUCUUAAUCUUCAAGUGGCGGGUGUAAACUGCAUGGUAUAUUUUCGUUUGUACUCGCUACGAAACAAGAGAAAAGCUCGGCCAUCCUCGCUUUGCGUCCUGUUUCAAAAGCUCGUACAAAUAAAUGAUCUAUUUUCUGACAAUGUACAUAUAUUAUAUAUGUAUGUCUGUUUAUUUACUGUCAAUGUGGAAACAUAUACAUCAGUUUACAAGACCUGUCGAAAAAAUAACUUCUCAUGUUUUUAAUUUUUUCAAGUGCAAGCUAUAAUUUACCUCUAGUACAUAAAAAUUCAUAUUCUAAUUUGAUUUAUUUUGAUACAAUGUAUUACAGAGAAGUGUUUUCGGUAGAAAAUAUUCUUUUUUUUUUUUUUUUUUGUGUGUUUGUACAUGUUUUAUAUGUCAGGUUGAAAUACCUCUAUUUCUCCUAUAAUGUCUGGUUGUCGAGAUUGUCUGCUGUGAAUAAAAAUAUUUAUAGUAAACAUACAA